Drosophila arizonae is the source of this 5063-nucleotide messenger RNA. RefSeq lists its product as uncharacterized. The record is from RefSeq and is a predicted model, not a curated record. Lineage: Eukaryota; Metazoa; Arthropoda; Insecta; Diptera; Drosophilidae.
GUUCAAAUAAACCGUUCUUUCUUCUUUUCGUUUUGUGUUUGAAGUUUUUUGCUGCCUCUGCAAGUUGAAAUAUGAAUGUGUGUGUGUGUGCUCUCUCGCUCAAAGCUAUGCCUGUAUGUAUGUGUAUGUGCAAGCAUAAGUCGGAUACCCUUUGGCUGUUUCGCUUUACCUCGGCUUAAACUAAUCGCGUGAUGAUUUUGUUGUUGUUAUUGCUCUUGCUAUUGUUGUUGUUGCUGCUGUUCUCGUUGUUGCUGUUGUAAUUCAAUGUAUACCUGCAACAAGUACGGCACGUCUUGGCAGCUUUGUCUCCUGCCUCCUACGCGAUACGCCAGAUUAAGGCAAUACAAUAACAAGUUCAGUUUCCAACCAGAUCCCACUACAACUACAGCGACAACUACUUACAUCGACAGCCACAGCAGGAAAACAAGCUCUCACUACUUAGAUUCCAAUUGGAACAAUUUUCUAAUUGAAACCAUUUAAACUGGAAUAAUAAUUAUAUGUGAGCACCGUAUCGGCUUGAAUUAAAAAUGUAACUGCAUAUUCGAGGCGUUGCUACUGAAUCGAGAGCUCUUCAAGUCAACCUCAUUUUGUGAAGCGAGAGAUAAGGAGUUUAUAUCAGCAUGUCUUCCGGCCUGAUGUCUUGCGUGCGAGAAAACUCGCCGCCGUUGGAGCUGGAUCUGAGUGGAGCGGGUCCCUUGUCAUUGCCGGAAGGUAAUAGCAGAGCCCAUGGCUAUCAGGGACCAACCACAUCGACGCCCAUUGCCUGUCCGCUGGCCGUCGCAGAGGGCGCCACAGUUGAUGGCAACGAAUGUUCAACGAAUGCGGAACAUCAGCAGCAGCAGCAGCAGCAGCUCCAGCAACAGCAGCAGCAGCAGCAGAAACGUCGACGCUUCCAUCCGCUGCGGAAUUUGCGUCGAAUCUUUCGACGUCGCACCAUCACUAGCGCCGACACUGGCGCAGCUGGCGGCACUCAGGCAGGAGGAGCAGGAACUGGUUCGAUUGCUGCACCUGGAUCGGGAUCGUGCAACACUUUGCCGCCACCGGCGAGCAGUUCCAGUGAGAAGAAUUUGCGCAGCGUUGCGCUAGGUGGUGGCUCGACAGCAGCUGAAGCUGCAUCGGCAUCCUCGCCAGCAUCGCCGCUCACGCAUCAGCAGCUCCACGAGAGCUAUCAGACGCAGUCGUUGCCCAAGUCCAAGUCCUAUGGUGCCCAUCGCGAUGAGUUGCUGAGCGUGCUGCUGGGCAAGAAGAGAGGGGCUAGCAAGCAUAUGAACAGCAGCUUGGAGCAGCCAGUCCAACCGCCUCAUAGCCACGCCCACGCCCACAACCACACCAACACCCACACUCACGCCCAAACGCAGUCUCAGUUGCACUCCCACUCGGACGCCAUGUACCAAACGCAGCGACCGCAAAUGGGCGUGGCCGUCUUCCCGGACGCCAUGAGCAUGAGUCGCAGUGCGUAUUUCGCCGAGAAGCAGCGCAGUCACCAUCAUCAGCGCCAGCUGCGCAGCGUUGGCGACUCCUCGCAGGAUCUGGAUCUGGCCGAAGACAUUGGCGCCGCGGGCGGUGCAGCCGACAUGUCCGACAGCCAGCGCAGUCUCAGCGAGGAACGAUUGCUGGACGUAGACGUGGACGGCAGCAGUGGUUACACACGUGAAAUUCUCUCCCAGUCCCAUGACAGCGUUUUUUCCGAAUCCGCUACAGCCAGCAGCCUUUCCAUCGUGCUGAGGGCCGAGCUAACAGAUGUGCUGCGCAAGCGUCGAAACAGGCCCGAUGCCUCGGACGAGGAUCUGGGCCUGCCGCGCAGCCCCGUCUCGCCGCAGCGUCAUGCGGCCGCCGGGCAGAGCCGCAAGGUGGCUGGCUAUCAGCCACGCGAGGUGUCCUCCCUGAGCCUGCUGAGCGUGAACAGCACCGAUGGCGAGGACAGCAGCCAAGGCCAUAGGCAGCACGCGGACAACGGGCUCGGUUCGGUGGUGCUGCGCGAGCGACAGGAGGAGGACGACGACGUGGAUGCCGUGGGCGUGGAGCGACAUCGGCUCUCGCAUGCGGCGGCCAAACACAAAAUGGCCAUACGGCCCAUGAAGAAGAUGCCCACGCGGCAGCACAGAAGGACGCUAGAGACUUCAAUACCUGAGGCCAACGAGGAGCUAAUUAAGCUGCAGCUGACUCAGGCGCCCAAUCCCAGCUUGCGGGCUGUUAAGGAAAUGGAUCUUAAAACAAAGACGCGCUCUCUACCUCCGGGCAGCUCGCUGUCUGCCACCACAACAGCCACUGCCAACAGUAGCAACAACACCACCAACACCACCAGCAGCAGCAGCAGGAGCCACUCCAAGACAAUUGAGCAGAAGAGCUCAACGAUUACGAAUAUCAGCAGCAGCAGCAGCGGCAGCAGCAGCGAGCGAACAACAUCCUCGUCCACAUCCACAUCCACAUCCACAUCCACAUCGUCCUCCCAGGCGUUUGGCCUGCGUGCACUCACCUUUAAGGCGGCCAAUGCGCUGUUCGAUGGGCGUGGCGAGUCGUCAACGGAUGGCGAUGAUGUGACCACGUCUACAGCCACAACGGAGUCCAGCGAGCACGGAUUUCUGCGUCGGCUCAUGCAGCGCAACUCGAAGCGCAGCAUUGCGCGUGCCAACGAUGGCCUGGAGGAUGUGGACACCAGCCACCAGAAUCUGGCCAAGAAACUGCAGAUCUCGACCUCCUGCCUGGAGGCAACGGCGCGUGAGCCGGUGCCGCUGCCCAGCAAAUCGCGCAGCGCCACCUCACACGAGCAGAACAUACAGGAGACGCGGCAGAUCAUCAAGCGCGAGAUUCAUAACGAGGGCAAGCACGGACUCAACGCACUGGUCAGCAACUACGGUGUCCAGCCACAGCCGCCCACCGCCGUGAAGCCCAAGUCGGGGCCAGCGGCGCGCCAGCGUUACCUGCCCAAGGAGCUGGGCGCUGGCCUGGACAAGCCGCUGCCGCUGCCGACGAGCGACAGCGACGUCACCAAUCUGCUGUCCAAGAGCUCGCGCGGCAACGACACCUUCCAGUCGACGGCCCUGGUGCGGGAGCAGGCGCAGCUCAGAGCGGAGGCCAGCGCAACGCACUUCGAGCGCAAGCCACGCAUUGUCGGGCUGAGCGCGUUCCAGCAGAAGCUGUCGCGGUCCAGCGACUCGAUGGGCCAGCACUCGAGCUCCUCGAACUCGCUGGAGACCAGCACGGACGAGCCCUCGCCGCUGUACUACGAGGAGAAGCAGCGCAAGACGGUCGAGAAAUCGCGCAGUUUUCGCAACUAUCAGGAGGAGCGCCACGUGGCCAACGAGUCGGCAGCGAUGCACAACAAUAUGCCCAGCCUGCCGGAUCUAUCGAUCAGCUUCCGUGUGCCGCCCGCCUACUACAAGCAGCAGCAGCAGCAGCAGCUGCAGCAGGAGUCGCCUCGUUCACCCAUGUCGCCCAUAUCCCCGAAUGGCAAGUGCGUCUCGCUGGGCUUUGAGAUCAACGACAACAAGCUGCUGCAGGCGCGCGCCGAGUCCACGGGCAAGCUGGCCAGUGGCCAGGCCAAGGUCUCGCCACAGCGCAGCUCCACGCUGCUGGUGCCCAGUCCGGGCCCGGCGAACAUCUCGGAGAUCGAGCAGAACAUCGAUCUGAUUGUCAAGUCGCCGAUGGUCAGUUUGCUGCGCAAAUCCGGCGCAGUUGGGGAGCAGAAGUCGCCGCAACGUCCCAAGGUGCUGGAGCUGAAGCAGACGACGACAUCCAGCACUGCCCUGGGCUCGCCCGGUAAGGAGGCAGUCCAGUGCGCUAGUCCAGUGACCAAGAGCCCACCAAGCACGCCCAGCAAGGGCGCGCCACGCAAUACGAAAAAUGAGGCAGAGCCCGAGUUUAUGAAGAUCCAGCUGAAUCGUGUCGAUCCGGCACAGCUGCACAGCAAGGCCAAUCAUCUGGUGCUGGCCAAGAAUGUCAAAUUGUCGCCAGCCACGCCCACUGAGCGCAGCCAGAGCAGCGACGAUCUGUCGAUGCGACGCCUCAGCGCCGAGAGCGCAAGCAGCAUUCACAUAGUCGAGCGCCCCACGAAGCCGCUCAGCAGUGCCAACAACAGUCCCGCCAGUCCCGCCCAGCCGUCACCCAGUAUUAGCCAGCCAGCAGCAGCCGAGCUGCGGCUGGCCAAGCAGCAGCGGGCCGCCAGCGCCAGCAGCCUGCGCGCCAGCUAUGUCAGCAGCAGCAGCAGCUGCAGCUGCAGCGGCGGCAGCAGCGAGCUGCUCGCGACGCCCGGCACACCAAAGAGCAGUGGGACGAGGCCAACUGCGGAGUCUGUGGAGCAGGAGAAGGCCAAUGGCAAUGCCAAUCGGCUCUCGCUGGAGGAGCGCAAGCGUCUGUUCCUCAAUGAGGAGAAGUCGCAGGCGGAGCGCAAGUUGACGGAGCGCAAGAAGCUGAUUGGCGAGGCCACGCCCCCAGUUACGCCCACCACACCAGUGACGCCCAGUGGGCCGGAUGCCAGCAAUGGCAAUGGCGUGGUGCUGCGCAAGAAAUCCUUUGCCAGCAUCAAUGGCAAUAGCAAUGCUAAUGCCAAUGCUAAUGCUAAUGCCAAUGGCAAUGCGAACUCAACGGGCCAGGAGGAUGCCACGCCGGAGCUGAUGAAGGUCUUUGCACGUCGUUCACUCAAGGUGAAGGAUGAUGAUGUGGUGGCCAUGGCUCAGGUGGCGGUGGCGAAUCACAAGAAGAUGUGCAAUGGCAGCCAGAGCGUCGAUAGCGACAAGGAGAACCAGUCGAACAGCGAGGAGAAGCUGGACAAGCUGACGCCCAACAAUGAGCCGACGAAGCUGGUCCAGUCGAACAGUCAUGCACAUGGCCACGCCCAUGCCCACAGCCACACUCACGCCCAGGCGCCCGGCAGCAACCGCAGCACUGUGGCGGAUUUUCGCAAUCUCAACAACAACAACAACAAUGUGCAGUCAGCGCCACAGAAGUUGUCCAAUCUGCCGCCCAUAAAGGUGAGCAAUGCGCGCAAUGCCACAGUCAACAGCAUUAGCAACAUCAGCAACAUUAGCAACAGCAGCAACAACAAAAACAACAUCAACAAGGCC